AUGAUCAUUACAACACACAACCCUGUGGUUUAUAUUUGCACUCCUUCGACGUGUAUUAGCAACAUCAAUCAAAGCUUUGAUACAAGUGCUACCGUAUUGAAAUCGUAUAUUGACCGAUUACAUUCUAGGUCGGGAUCAUUGGACUUGUUUUUAAGAAAUCUUUCUCUGCAAUCGUAUGGCUCUUCCGUGGAAGUGAAAAUUCAAAGUACUUUAUCCUCUCCAACAUUUCACUUUCUUUCCGAACUUCCAUAUGAACUAGUUCAUCAAAUAUUUUUAUUUGUUGACAACGCCACACUAUUGAGUGUGAUGAUUUCAUGCAAAACACUUUUCGAUAUUACCAACUCGUCACAAUUUUGGAAGGAAAAAAGCCAACAUGAAGGUUUGAAAAAAGGUGUCUGGGACAAACAGUUGUAUUCUUUACUUGAAGGCGAUUAUUGCAAGAAAUAUUACUUGAACAUUGUUGCAAGAAAAAACUGUUACAAAGUGAAAUAUUCCGAUGAUAAGAAUGUGAUAUUUCUUCGUGAAGACUCUACAAAUACCAACAUUGGAUUUGCAUCCUGUGCUGCUAUUUAUAUCGAUGCUAGUAUUUAUUCUGAAUUUUCGAGUGCGGACAUCGAGAAUCAAGAUGAAAAUAAUAUCGAUCUCCUCGUGAGACUUAAAUCAACAUUGCUAAAAUGUUUCACAAUGGGGAUAAAAAGUGUUUCGUUUUUAGUAGAUGUUUGCAAUUGUGACGAGUCACAGAUACCACAUAUCAAACAUAUCCAAAAUAUUUUAGCUCGACUCCUGCAAAAUUUAUGUAGGCGGAUUGGCUACCAGAAAGGUGAUCACAUUCUGAUCAUUAAUUCCAAGACUUUGGAUGGAGUGUUACACACUGAAGAUAUCACAGGAACUGGUCAAACAUAUCUUAAACAUGUGAUAGAAAACUGUCGAGCUCAGUAUAACAGUAGCUCUAACUUUACAGCAACCGUUCUAAAUGUGAAUAGUAUUACUAAACGAGAAAACAAACUUCGAGUAAUAGCACAGAUAGCGCUCACCACGGGAAGACUAAACGAGAAUGCAAGAUUUGUUUUGUACACCAAUAGUCAUGAAACAUGCUCCAAAAUUAGAGGACAAUUUAUGAAAGUGUUUCCAACAAUGGAUGAUGAAAGAAUUCCCAUGAUCAAUGAUACUUCCAUCAUUACAUCGCCUUCUCAUUUCUUUAAAGUUGUGACUGUUCAUUUUGACCUUUUUACGAAAGAUGUAACACUUCCCUUAAGAGCGGGUUGUACGCUGCAAGAUAACAACCUUGAAAAUGAAGGACAACCUAUUUCUUUCACAGCACAACUAAUAGCCCUAGGAUCUUCCUUAAAAACCGAAGAAGUGGUCCUGUGUAGUGGUUCUUCGUUUUGUUUUCCCACCAAGCUGGCUCUCAAGACAUUGAUAGAUAAGCGCUCAGGAAGGGAAUUGCAAGAGAACCCUGCGAUAGUUGCCAAGUCAGAAGCUGCCUUAGCCAAAUGUGAUAUUUUGGAAGAGGCUGACAGGUAUUGCAAUACUGCUCUCCUAAAUGCAUUCCCCUCAAACCCCACCUAUGGACGACUCAUUCUUAAUUCCAUUCCUGAAUCCAUACGUCAAAGCAAUUUGCCAAUAUUUUUGAAAAAGUUAUUAAUUCAAGAAAUGGAGCCAACUGCUGUAGCCAUAUGUAAAUCCGUAGAAAGACAGAAUAAGGGCAGAUUCUAUUCUGACAUUGAAAUUUAUAAGCCCACUUGUGUCUAUGGUGUUGGUAGCCAACUCUUGUGUGAGAUCAACGAUCAUUAA
Molecule: messenger RNA, 1794 nt
Organism: Naegleria lovaniensis
Lineage: Eukaryota; Heterolobosea; Eutetramitea; Acrasida; Naegleriidae
Exons: 1
Coding region: 1-1794 (597 amino acids)
Molecular function (GO): protein binding
Source: RefSeq, a predicted model, not a curated record